Messenger RNA from Ziziphus jujuba (common jujube), 3022 nucleotides. RefSeq names its product TMV resistance protein N-like. Gene Ontology annotation, biological process: defense response; signal transduction. Bases 145 to 1944 code for a protein of 599 amino acids. Gene Ontology annotation, molecular function: ADP binding. The transcript is spliced from 6 exons. NCBI's taxonomy places the organism in Eukaryota, Viridiplantae, Streptophyta, Magnoliopsida, Rosales, Rhamnaceae. The record is from RefSeq and is a predicted model, not a curated record.
AUAAUGAAGGUAAAGGGGAAAAAGGAAGAGAAUCUUUUGCAAAUAGUCGAAACGAGUGGAAAAAGAAGGGAAAAGUUGGUAACGAUAACCCCACACGGUCUGGUUGUCGAAUCAAUAAAGCAGUAAAAGUUUGUCUGCUUGCUAAUGCUAAUGCUAAGGCUGGUUAUAGCAAGCAUGGCUUCUUCUUCUCUUUCUUUUCAAGAAAAGUACGAUGUGUUUCUCAGUUUCAGAGGUGAGGACACACGCAAUACAUUCGCUAGCUAUCUUUAUGCAGCUUUAUCAGCAAAGCAGAUCUUAACUUUCAUGGAUCACGAGCUAGAGAGAGGGGAUGAAAUUUCACCAACACUUAGAAGAGCCAUCGAAGAAUCCAAGAUUUCUGUGAUCAUUUUCUCGGAAAACUACGCUUCGUCCACUUGGUGUUUGGAUGAACUUGUUCAAAUCCUUGAAUGCAAGAAAACAAGAGAGCAGAUUGUUAUUCCAAUCUUUUACGGCAUAGAUCCAUCAGUUGUACGAAAACAGAAGGGAAGUUAUGGGGUUUCAUUCGCUGAACUUGAAGAACGUUUCAGAGACAGAAUGGAAAAGGUGCAUCAGUGGAGGGCUGCUUUGACAGAAGCGUCUAAUCUUUGUGGGUUGGAUUCCAAGGAUUUCAGAGAACCAGGUAAACGUAGUCGAUUGUGGGAUGUUAAAGAUGUUUGCCAUGUCCUGGAAAGAAAUAUGUGUUCAUUUGACUGUCAGGGUACGCAAGCAGUUGAAGGAAUCUCAUUCAACAUGUCUGAAAUUAGUAAAGACAUAAAAAUAUGCCAUGCAUCCUUCUCAGAGAUGUAUAAUCUACGAUUUCUCAAAAUUUAUUGUGACAAUAUUGAUAACAAGAAGUUCAAACUGUACCUUCCCCAAGGUCUUGGUUCUUAUCUUUCUGAUAAGCUAACAUAUCUUCAGUGGGAUUUAUACCCUUUAAAAUCUUUGCCAUCAAAAUUUUCUCCUGAAAAUCUUGUUGAACUGAUACUACGUGGCAGCCAUAUAGAAAAACUUUGGAAUCAACAUGAAGUUAAGUCUCUUCCGGUGUUAAGAAUGAUCGAUCUUAGCUAUUCCAAGUUCCUUACUCAACUGUCCGAUCUGUCACAGGCUCCAAAUCUGGAAAGUAUAAAUCUCGAAGGGUGCACAAGUUUGGCUCAGGUUUUUUCAUCUCUUCAAAAUCUUGAAAAGCUUACUUAUCUAAAUUUGAAUGGCUGCAUCAAACUCGGAGAUUUUCAAGAGAUAUCAAAGAGAAGUGAGGGGUACUUGGAUGUUGUAAGGUUAGAAGGCGUUAAGAAUGUUUUGAAUAAUUUCACAUUUCUGAAAAGUUGCAUCCAAAGUUUUACAGGCAAUUUAUGUCUCUACUCAUCUCAAACUCACAUGUCUCAAAAGUUUGCACCGAAUUUAACAUCUUUACUUAUGCGUGAGACGGCAAUAGAAACAGUGCCCCCAUCAAUUGGAUAUCUCUCGGGUCUUGUUAAAUUAGAUUUGGUGUUUUGUAAAAGACUUAAAAGUCUUCCAACAAGCAUUUGUCAUUUGAAAUCUCUUGAAGAACUAGAUCUGACUGGUUGUGAGAAACUGAAAACGUUUCCAGAAAUCUUGGAGCCUAUGGAACACUUGACAAAUCUUCGGUUAGAAGAGUCGGGGAUUAAAGAGUUGCCGGAGUCGAUUGAAAAUGUAGUUUCCCUCAAAGUUUUACAUAUGCAAAAAUGCAAGGACCUUGAGUUUCUCCCCUACAGCCUAUGUAAUUUAAGGAAACUCGAGGCGAUACGGCUCAGCUACUGUUCAACAAUUCAAAAUUUGCCUUCCAUCUCUCACAAUUACCCACCGACAAUUCGAGCAAAGACCGUGAAGAGGGUGCACGUCAUUAGAGAAUAUUUCAAAUUGGAGGGCUCCACUAUUACGCGAUCUGGAAGAUAUCAUUGGAAAUAGGUUUUAUCCUCACUAUAUUGACUUUAAUGGAUGUGAAAAACUGGAACAGAAUACACGCAACACCACGCUCGCUGAUCAUGCAGUAACUAAAAUUCUGUUUCGUCUAAAAUUUUUAGAAACUUACUCAGGUGUUCAUUCAUUUCACCAUCCAGGAGAUGAAAUUCCGGUGUGGUUCAACCAUCAAACUUGUGGGACUUCACUCAAUAAUAUUAUGCUUCCACCAUAUUGGAAUAAUGACGACUUCUUGGCUUUGGCUUUCUGUAUUGUUCAUCGUCAGAAUAAAGUUGACUCUAAUGCACGUUUUUGUCUUAAUUGCAAACUCAAUUUCAUAACCGUCGAUGGUGAUUGGCUGUAUGAAUGUCAUGAUUAUUAUGAGAACUCAUUGGAAAACAAGAUUAGUUCAGAUCACGUGCUCAAAUACUAUGUGAAAACAUGGUGUUUGCGAUCUUUAAAACGGAAUAUAGCUAGCGAUGAAAUGGAUGGACUAAAUUGGCCCACUGCUUGCAGCACUGAGGCCUCUUUCCAUGUCUGGCCUCUUUGCGAUGUCAACAACUACGGAAUUGAGUAUGGGGAGAUUAAGAAGAUUGGAGUUCGGUUUGUAUACAAACAAGACAUGGAGAGAUGGGAUGCAGAAAUUGAAAGAAAGAAUAAGAGACGCUUCAACGAAUGUUGUGGAUCAAGUGGAAGUGAAGCUGUUGACUCUCGUGAGGAAGAAGACUAUGAUCAUGAAUCACAAUCUAAGAAACUCAAGCUUAUGUGACUGUUUAGAAGAUGUAGAGCAAUUGGAUGUUGACGAACCAAAUUAAGAAACAGAACAAUUCUGUGCUUCAACUUUGAGACAUGCAUUGCUGCUCGUUAGGAAAUCAUUAAUUGUCGGCUCUGAUGGAUAAGGAAGAAGAAAAUUAGACCAUAUUCCGUCUAUGCUAAGGUAAAUCCAUUUAUUUAUUUCUUUAUUUAUUUUGCAAAUUAAUUUGUAGGAGUUAAUAAUCCUGUUCACAACAUGUAUUUUUGUAGUAUUUUAGUUGUAUUAAUAUAUAAACUAAUAAGUUCAUAAAUUCUAAGCAAAUUUCUAAAGGAA